CUUUUCAGCAGAGGAUUCUUCAACUUUCCAGGGUGAAAAUGGUGAAUUACGAAGUAACAGUUUUCACCACCAACUGGGCUUUGGCCGCCACCAACAACAAUGUCUUCAUUAAGCUGGUGGGCACAGAAGGGGAGAGCAAUCGCAGCUGGCUUAGAGGCUUCAAAGGGACUCCGGCCCUCUGGAGUGGAGAAGUUGCACAUUUCACUGUCAACUGCCCUAAAUCCCUUGGAGGAUUGUUCCUGAUAGAGUUGGACAAGCAGCAUUUCCCAUUCUUUGCAGACUCUUGGUACCCUGCGAAGGUUGAGGUGAAAUCCCCUGACGGACAAAAAUACUGCUUUCCCAUCCACCGCUGGAUCACUGACCGAGAGGUUCACUGCUUCAGAGAGGGAAAAGCUGUGAUAGCCUAUGAAGAAACCCACAAUCUUGCCAAGUGUGCCAGGGAGCAGGAGCUCAUUGGUCGUAAGAAGGACUACUGCUGGUCCAUGUUGAAAGAAGGACUACCUUACUGCAUUCAGGACAAAAGUCCUUUUACUCUGCCUCCUGAGGUUAGGUUCUCCUUCACCAAGGGAACAGAGUUUUUGUGGACUGCAAUAACUGGGGGGGUUGAGCCGUUUCUGAAAGGACUGGACAAACGCGACGAGCCAUGGACUGACAUUGAUGCAUUUGAUCGGGUGUUCAGCUGCAGGACGACUGAAAUAUCAGAAUAUGUCAGGGAACAAUGGAAGAACGAUGCUUUCUUUGCCUCCCAGUAUCUAAAUGGUGUCAACCCCAUAAUGAUCAGAUGCUGCAAAGCACUGCCAGAAAACUUUCCUGUCACUGAUGACAAGGUCUUCCUCCAUGGUCAGGGUAGCUUGAAGGAAGAAACAGAGAAAGGCAACAUAUUUCUUUGUGACUAUAAGAACUUGAAUGGAGUUGCACCAAACACCAUCAAUGGGAAGAAGCAGUACUUGAUGGCCCCUCUCGUCCUGCUCCAAAAAACAGAGGACAAAUUGCUGCCAAUUGCUAUUCAGCUAAAGCAAACCCCCGCAGAGGACAAUCCAAUCUUUUAUCCCACUGACUCUGAGUAUGACUGGUUGAUGGCCAAGAUCUUUGUGAGAAGUGCAGAUUUCCAAGAACAUGAACUCAACGUUCACCUGCUGCGCACUCACCUGCUGGCUGAAGUUUUCGCAGUGUCACUUCUGCGCAAUGUGCCCAUGAUGCAUCCACUGUACAAGCUCCUUGUACCUCACACUCGCUACACUCUGCAAAUCAACAUCUUGGCUCGACUUGCUCUAAUUUCUGAGAAUGGAGUAUUCACAAAGUUUGCAGCUUCUGGGGGAGAGGCCAUGUUUGAAAUCCUGAAGAGAUCACUGUCCUCAAUAACCUACAAGUCCCUCUGUAUACCAGAAGACAUUGAUGACCGUGGGGUUAAGGACAUACCAAACUACUACUACAAGGAUGAUGGACUCAAACUUUGGGAUAUCAUCUUCAAAUUUGUGAAGAAAGUACUCAGCUACUACUACAAGACUGACCAGAUGGUUGUGAAGGACCGUGAGCUGCAGGCCUGGAUUCGAGACAUUUUUGAAUACGGAUUCCUUUCUCAAGAACAAACAGGAAUUCCACAGAAAUUUUCCACUGUGACUGAGCUGAUCAAGUUUGUCACCAUGGUGAUCUUCACCUGCUCAUGCCAGCACUCAGCUGUGAACAGUGGACAGUAUGACUAUGGUGCCUGGAUGCCCAACACUCCCAUCACCCUGCAGCGUCCUCCGCCCAAAAAAGGGGCAAGCGAAGACAUUAUGAUGCAGACUUUGCCUGACAUCAGCACCACAGUUAAGGGAUUGUCCACCUUGUGGCUGCUCAGCAAGGAGUCUUCUGACUUUGUCCCGGUUGGCCAGUAUCCGGAGCAAUAUUUCACUGAGGAUUUUCCCUGCAGACAAAUAAAGAGCUUUCAGCACAAUCUCCACAUGUUGAGUGAUGAAAUCAACUACAGAAACGCUGAUCUGGAUGUCCCGUACACGUACUUGGACCCAGCCCGCUUUGAAAAUAGUGUUGCCAUUUGAAUCCUAAUAGGAGCGACCUCCUCAGCUGUUGGCUAAAUCCAGCAUCACAUUAAAGGGAUAGUUCACCCAAAAAUGAUAAUUCACUCAUUAUCUACUCACCCCUAUGCCAAUGGGGGGGUAAUUGAAUUGUUUGAGUCCACAAAACAAUGCUGGAGUUUCAGGGGAAAUUUGUGUAUAGCAGCUGAAUCCAAUACAACUGAAGAUAUUAGGGACUUACCUUCAGUCGUAAAAAAAAAACACAUAACAUGUCUCCGUACUACUCGUGUGGUGUCAUCCAAGUGUCCACAAGCCAACAUUCAUUCAUAUUUCGAACCAAGGUCAUUUACACUGCGUUUUAAGCCUAAAAGUAAAACUAUCCCUUUAAUAAAAGGUGAAUAACUUCUGUGUUUUCACUUCUCACUUCAUUUUUUUUUUCAUUCUGACUAUAUGCUGUCCUGUGACUUCUAUAUAACUCAUCAAUCAAACUACAAACUCUGGUGAAAAAUUUAUGUUUUAAAUCUUUUUCCUCAUCGUAAAUCUUCACAAGUAGCAGUGACAGGGUUAUACAGCAGUUUAUCAAAGAAAUAAACAAAAAAUUACAAAUGUAAAAUCCAAGAUGUGAAGCUGUUUAUUGGAACAUAAAAAUGCGUAAAUCUGAUAAUAAUCUGGAUCAUGUAUUACAGCAUCUGUGUUGUGGUUUGCAUGUUAGCCAGUAAUCUAAAGAGCUGCAGUGCUGGAUUAAUCAAAUCACUUUUAUGAGUGGAAAUGGGAAAUAAUUAAAUUUGCUCUACUGUUGUUUUAUUUUCUAAAAACAUUCUUUCAAACUUUUUGUCAAUGGGUUUUAGGGAUGAAAACAAUUGUGAUGGUUUAUAUGAAUAUACAAUU
This is a messenger RNA of Paralichthys olivaceus (Japanese flounder), 2903 nucleotides long. Its product is annotated as polyunsaturated fatty acid lipoxygenase ALOX15B-like. Gene Ontology annotation, biological process: linoleic acid metabolic process; lipoxygenase pathway; lipid oxidation. The record is from RefSeq and is a predicted model, not a curated record. NCBI's taxonomy places the organism in Eukaryota, Metazoa, Chordata, Actinopteri, Pleuronectiformes, Paralichthyidae. Gene Ontology annotation, molecular function: oxidoreductase activity, acting on single donors with incorporation of molecular oxygen, incorporation of two atoms of oxygen; iron ion binding; protein binding.